UUCUUUCUUUUUCUUUUUUUUUUUUUUAAGGCCACAGCUCAACACCAGCCACAGAUUACACAUUCUGCUCACACGCAGGCACGGAAGCAGAAAGGAGAGACGCAGAAGCGAAAGAUUUUGCGCGCAAGCCAGGCAGAAGAUUGCUGGAUCUAUUCGUGCUCAUUGAAGCAUUUUUUUUGCUUUUGCCUCCACUGCAAAGUUGAAGACUCCAGUCGCGUCACUGGUCGUCUGCGGUGAUAACUUUGCGCACCUGUGGAUGCCGCAAACGCCUGCUUGAUGCUCGGACUCCAGUCGUUGAUACAUCGCGGCUUCUUCACUUGAUAUCCAGUCAUCCAUCCAUCCAUCCAUCCAUCCAUUCCACGCCUGCACCAUGCUACCGAGUGUAGCUCUCCUGGUGCUGCUCUUCGUCCCAAGCUGCGUUGCGUCGUACGUGCCGUGCGAGCCGUGCGACCAGAAGGCCCGUUCCAUGUGCCCGCCGGUGCCGGUGGGUUGUCAAGCGGUGAAGGAGCCCGGCUGCGGAUGCUGCCUGACGUGCGCGCUGGAGGACGGCCAGUCUUGCGGCGUGUACACGGGGCCGUGUACACGCGGGCUGCGAUGCCUUCCCAAAAACGGCGAGGAGAAGCCUCUGCACGCCCUCCUGCACGGCCGCGGCGUUUGCAGAAACGAGAAGUUGUACAAACUGCUGCAGCCUUCCAAAGAUUCCAUGAUGCCCCAAACCAAGGUGCCCAUUUAUGGACGGGACCACAUCAGCAGUCGGAAGGCCCAGGCGAUGAAGCAGGCUAAGGAUCGCAAAAAGCAGCUAGCCAGGGUGGGACCUAAUAGCAACUUGGACUUCCCUCUGCACGGCCUGGAGAAAUUGGAGCCUCAGUUUGGGCCCUGCAGGAGACGUCUGGAUCACCUCGUCCAAAGCAUGAAGGACACGUCUCGGGUCUUGGCUCUAUCUUUGUACAUCCCCAACUGUGACAAAAAAGGUUUCUUCAAGCGCAAACAGUGCAAACCAUCCCGCGGCCGCAGGAGGGGGAUAUGUUGGUGCGUGGAUCGCUUCGGUGCCAAGAUCCCAGGCAUAAACUACGCCGGUGGUGACUUGCAGUGCAAAGACUUGGACAGCAGCAGCAACAGGAACGAGUGAGGUUGAAGUUUUGCCGUCACACGUGAUGAGUGCCAACUCGCAGUCUGAUUUGUCACCGUGUGGUCGUCGUGAUGGACUGUUCUGGCUUUAAAAGGGAAACAAACUGCUUGUACAUACUCUAACUGUGGUUUUAAACGGACUGUGUGUGUGUGCGUGAUAACUCCUUGAUGUGGUCACCAUUAGCAAACAUAAGCGGGAUGAUUUCCAUGAUUUCUUUAUUUUGGGGCUUUUAAUGUUUUUGUUUUUGCUUAUAUGCGCCAAGCACCCUUACUAGGAUCAAGCAAAAUGAUACGUUGCUAUUUCCAAAUGAUGAAUUAUAAAGAUAGAUAAAUAUGUCCUCGUAAAAUGUGGUGGCAGAAAGGAAAGCGGACCUUAGACCAGCUAAAAGCAGGUCUAAUUUGUGGCGCAGGUGGUUUAUUUUGCGUGUCUGUGCCGUGUCCUUCGAAAAAAAAGCUCAUCUUUUGGGACCUGCAUGAAAAUGAUAUGUAAAGGCCUGGUGUGGUAUGUAUGCAUUCGUCUGUGAGUUGAAGCAAAUCCACCUGGCUGCACUGAGUUCGUAUGGAAAUCUAAGUGCCUUUGGCCACAUGGCAAUUUGCAUGGCGCUUGGGGUAGGUGAAUCCAAGGUGGAGAUUGAUAGAUGGUGAACGAUUUGAUCAGAGACGGCGCUACAAAGCCCCCCGUUAAGCCUGUCAAGCAGUUUAUCUGAUUAACGUAUUGAUAUAUUAUUUUCUCAUAUCGGGCAAGCACCCGGGGAGAGAAAUAAUCCUGGAGUUGCUGAUCCUGGGUUUGAGUGGAUGUUUUUUUUUUCCCCUCAUCACCUUCUUUGUGUUUAUUUUAUGACAAUGCAUCAUGCCUCGCCCCUCCCGUCCAUCGAUUCAGGCGUGCGUACAAUGUGGCAAAUAAAAGAAAUUGACUAUGAUGUGAACAUGGUAAAAAUAUUUAUCACUUGUGUCGUUCAUGUACUCGGUUUUUGUAAGACAAAUCACUAUUUAAUUAAAGAACCUGUACUCUGGAA
Molecule: messenger RNA, 2144 nt
Organism: Syngnathus typhle (broad-nosed pipefish)
Lineage: Eukaryota; Metazoa; Chordata; Actinopteri; Syngnathiformes; Syngnathidae
Product: insulin-like growth factor-binding protein 5
Exons: 4
Coding region: 371-1129 (252 amino acids)
Biological process (GO): regulation of insulin-like growth factor receptor signaling pathway
Cellular component (GO): extracellular region
Molecular function (GO): fibronectin binding; insulin-like growth factor II binding; insulin-like growth factor I binding
Source: RefSeq, a predicted model, not a curated record